AUGGGUCGGUCGAGAAGGAAUAAACCUAAGAAAAAUUUUGCUGAAAAAAGACGUGAAAAAAAAGAAAACUCAGGACAAUUCAAAAAAUCACUGGGUCGUUACAAUGAUAUUGUCAGAGAAAACAAAGAUUUUGAGACCUAUUAUAAAGCUCAGAAUGUUAUUCCUGAUGAUCAAUGGGAUGCGUUCAUAACAACAAUAAGGGAAAACUUGCCAUCAGCUUUUCGUAUUACCGGGUCUCAAACCGAAGCAAAAGCGUUGCUGAAAAUCAUCAAAGGAGAUUUUUUCGAGGAAAUUCUGAAUAAUAAGUUGGAGGGUGAGAAAGAAGUGGCCAACGAAACGGAAAAAAUGCGACCCAAGUCAUUGCCAUUUUACCCGAAUGAACUGGCUUGGCAGCUACAGCUUACACGUAAAGACAUCAGACGCUCGGAGGCGUACUUCAAGUUGCAUAAUUUUUUGAUUGCUGAAACCAGCAGCGGGAACAUCAGCAGGCAAGAAGUUGUCAGCAUGAUUCCUCCAUUGGUGCUGGAUGUCAAGCCGGAUCAUAAAGUUCUGGACAUGUGUGCUGCGCCGGGGUCUAAAACUGCGCAAUUAAUUGAAAUGAUUCACGCGGAUGAGGGUGUUGUACCAAAAGGAUUCGUCAUUGCCAAUGACGUUGAUAACAAUCGUUGCUACAUGCUUGUACACCAGGCCAAACGAUUGAACAGUCCUAAUAUUCUCAUUACCAAUCAGGACUCGUCUAUUAUGCCUAAUUAUAAAAUUACCAACCCAGAUGGCACUCAAGGAAUUUUGAAAUUCGACAGGAUACUUGCUGAUGUUCCUUGCAGUGGAGACGGAACUCUGAGGAAGAAUCCAGACAUCUGGACCAAGUGGUCACCAGCCAACGGGAAUAAUUUGCAUGGCAUUCAGUACAGAAUCGUGAAACGAGGACUUGAGAUGCUGGCAGUCGGAGGCAAACUGGUUUACUCGACUUGUUCAUUGAAUCCGGUGGAAAAUGAAGCCGUUUUGCAUCGUAUUCUCGCGGAGACUGGUGACUCUGUCCAGCUGGUCGACGGCAGAGAUUUAGUACCUGGACUUAAAUGCAAUCCUGGGGUCAGUACUUGGUUGCUGGGUUCUAAAGACGUUAAGUUCUACAAGUCUUGGGAGGAAGUACCUGAAACUUGGCACACGCAAAUCAGACCUAAAAUGUUUCCUCCUAAUCCUGAGGAUGCUCCCAAAUUUCAUCUCGAGAGGUGUAUGAGAAUAUUACCUCAUCAUCAGGAUACCGGUGGAUUUUUUGUCGCAUUGCUGCAAAAAGUUAAGCCGCUACCUUGGGAAAGUGAAUCGGCUAUGCAGGGGUCGAAUCAAGAUAAAGAGAAGAAUGGAGAGGAGAUUCCAAAAGAAAGUAUGGAUGUAGAGGAUGAAAAAGAAGAUGACAAGAAUGACAAUAAUAAACGUAAUUUGCAAGAUAACAAAACUGCUCAACCUGAAAGGAAAAAGAAGAGAAUUUAUGGAUACCGUGAAGAUCCUUUUGUUUUCUUUAAGGAUGAUAAAGAAGAUGUUUGGGAAUCUAUUAAGAAAUUUUACAAUAUUUCAGACGAAUUAGACCCCCGUUGCUUGUACGUUAGAUGUCAUGAGGGUAAAAAGAAAAAUAUUUACUUCACUUCUCCAGAAAUCAGGGAUAUUAUUUUAUUAAAUGAACAUCACAUUAAAAUGAUUAAUACGGGAGUUAAAACAUUCGUCCGAUGUGAUAACAGAAACAUGAAGUGUGCUUUCCGAAUGGCCCAGGAAGGCUUGCCGAGUGUUAUCAAAUUCAUAAGCGACAAUCGUAAAGUAAAAAUUGGUCAGGCGGAUUUGGUAAUGCUUUUGCAGAAUAAUAACCCGAAAAAGCCUCCAGAAAUUGAGCUGCUGAGUAAAGAAACUCAAGAACGACUCAAGACUGUUGACGCUGGUAGUUGUAUACUGAUGUACGAAGAAGAAAAUUCUUCAGAUCCGUUGAGAUUGAAUCUUGUUGGAUGGAAAGGAACAAUUUCAUUGAGAGCCUACGUUCCUAUUAGCGACACAAUACAUUACUUACGCCUGCUCGGAGCUGAUUGUUCAAAAUAUGAGGUAAAUAAAUUUGAGCAAAACAGAAUUGCUAAUAAGGCUAAUGAAAAUGACGAUUCGUCAGUGAAAGCUGACGCUGACGAAGGUGAAGCUGAUAAUAAUGACUUGGCUACUGAGGAAGAUUCAGGUGCCAUAGACGAACAGAUGGAAGAGGUAGCUUAA
This is a messenger RNA of Cotesia congregata, 2244 nucleotides long. The record is from the annotation of a GenBank genome assembly. Lineage: Eukaryota; Metazoa; Arthropoda; Insecta; Hymenoptera; Braconidae.